CCGAAAAGAGAAAUCGGAUCGAACAAUUAAAUAGUGAAGGAAAAAACAAAGAGCGAGCGAAGAAAUCGAUGGCGGAGUCCUCUUCACCAGCAGCCCAAACCCUAGCCCUAACCUCCCAACCUUCCGUGCCCGGAAUGGAUCCCCACCAUCAAGACGACUGCCCUGAGAACGGAUUGGGUCGUGGAAACGGCGAAACGAACGGGCCUCCGGCGAAGCGGUCGCGCCCGACUCCCCCGCUCUCUCCUAUCACUGCCGCCGAGAUUGCGGAGGAGUUCUCCCACCAUGACCUCUCCGUCGCUCGCAUCAACAACGGAAGCUUCGGGAGCUGCCCGGGGUCGGUCCUUUCCGCCCAGGCCGUAUGGCAGCGGCUCUUCCUCCGGCAGCCGGAUGCGUUUUACUUCAAUCACCUCCAGCCCGGCCUCCUCCGCUCCCGCGCCAUCGUCAAGGAUCUCAUCAACGCCACCGACAUUGAUGAGGUCUCGCUGGUCGACAACGCUACCACCGCCGCGGCCAUCGUUCUCCAGCAUGUUUCCUGGGCGUUCUCCGAGGGAGUAUUCCAUAAGGGAGAUGCCGUCGUGAUGCUUCACUACGCCUACGGAGCUGUCAAGAAGUCCAUCCACGCCUAUGUUGCCCGCGCCGGAGGCCAUGUCAUUGAGGUCCCGUUGCCCUUCCCUGUCUCCUCCAAUGAAGAGAUCAUCCGAGAGUUUCGGAAGGCACUGGAUCUUGGGAAAGCCAAUGGACGGAGGGUACGGCUUGCUGUAAUCGACCACGUCACCUCCAUGCCCAGCGUUGUCAUCCCGGUCAAGGAACUCACCAAGAUCUGCCGUCAGGAGGGUGUGGACCAGGUGUUUGUGGAUGCGGCGCAUGCCAUUGGCAAUGUCGAGGUUGAUGUACAAGACAUUGACGCUGACUUCUACACCAGCAAUCUUCACAAGUGGUUUUUUUGCCCCCCUUCUGUGGCGUUCUUGCACAGUAAGAAGUGUUCUUCAUCCGCUCCUUGUUUGCAUCAUCCGGUGGUCUCUCAAGAGUAUGGCAAAGGUCUCCCGUUAGAGAGUGCAUGGAUCGGCACUCGUGAUUACAGCUCCCAGCUUGUGGUGCCUUCGGUGAUCGAUUUCGUCAAUAGGUUUGAUGGUGGAAUCCUAGGAAUUCGCACGAGGAACCAUGAUAAGGUCGUAGAGAUGGGAAUGAUGCUGGCUCAGGCAUGGGGAACGUUUCUUGGAUCACCUCCGGAGAUGUGCUGCAGCAUGAUCAUGGUGGCUUUGCCUGGCUCUUUAGGAGUCUCCAGUGAGAAAGAUGCUCUGAAACUUCGGAGCUUGUUGAGAGAGGAAUACAGAGUUGAGGUUCCAAUUCAUUAUCACCGGCCAAAGGAUAUUGAGGCUGGCCGGCAGAAUGGGCACAGUGGUGUUACUGGGUAUGUCAGGAUUUCUUAUCAGGUGUACAAUACCGUGGAUGACUACUACAGACUUAGGGACGCAGUUCACAAGCUGGUAAAUGACGGGUUUAAUUGCGGAAUGUUACCUUCGAAAUGAUAAGAGAUACAAUAUCUGAUUCUUGAGCAUCUCGUUACUUUCAUAAACGGCCUUUUUGCUGCCGCAGCUGAAGGAUCAUUUAUCUGAUCUUGUGCUACCAGGGAAGCAUGUAAUUUCAGUAUUGCUGCUUAGAAUACCUGUUGAUGAGACUAUUUGUUUUCUUGUCUUUCUAUCGGGUGUCUCUCCCUAGAGACACUAGUUGUUUUUUCUAUUUGCUGAUGGCUUAAAGUUGUAUGGCACUAAAUUGUAAAUGAUGGAAGAAAUUUCUCAUAAAUGUUGUUCUGUAGCAUCUUUAUGCUCAGACCUGAAGAUAGAUGCAUUCAAUUUCUA
Messenger RNA from Zingiber officinale, 1859 nucleotides. RefSeq names its product putative L-cysteine desulfhydrase 1. The transcript has 2 exons. NCBI's taxonomy places the organism in Eukaryota, Viridiplantae, Streptophyta, Magnoliopsida, Zingiberales, Zingiberaceae. The record is from RefSeq and is a predicted model, not a curated record. Bases 69 to 1529 code for a protein of 486 amino acids.